Molecule: messenger RNA, 825 nt
Organism: Colletotrichum phormii
Lineage: Eukaryota; Fungi; Ascomycota; Sordariomycetes; Glomerellales; Glomerellaceae
Product: short-chain dehydrogenase/reductase
Exons: 2
Coding region: 1-825 (274 amino acids)
Cellular component (GO): intracellular anatomical structure
Molecular function (GO): oxidoreductase activity, acting on NAD(P)H, oxygen as acceptor
Source: RefSeq, a predicted model, not a curated record
AUGGCAUCCAUCUUUGUCCCCGGUAAUACGGCCGUCAUCACCGGCGGUGCAUCUGGCAUCGGGUUGGCCAUCGCCAAGAAGUGCAUCGGUCAUGGAAUGAAGGUUCUCGUAGUUGAUCGAGAUGCCAAACUUCUUCAGGCGACAAAGGAAACCCUCGGGGAGUCCUCCGCCACAUUCGAGUUGGAUGUGAGCCUCCUUCAGGAUUGGGAGAAGCUCAAGACGGAAGUGAAUACGUCCCUUGGAGGACGCAUCGAUCUGUUGGUUCUCAACGCCGGCAUCGGUGGCAAGUCAACAUGGCUGGAAGCAGAGAGCUUCCGCAGGAUCUUGGACACCAACUUAUACGGCGUCAUCAACGGAAUCAGCAGCCUGCUACCCCUCGUCGGCAGUGGACAGUCUUCCAAGUCGGCCAUUGUCAUCACGGGCUCCAAGCAAGGUAUCACAAACCCGCCGGGAAACCCAGCCUACAAUGCCAGCAAGGCGGCUGUCAAGUCCCUAGCAGAGCACCUGUCGUUCGACUUGAGAGAUACGGCCACAUCUGUGCACCUCCUAGUGCCGGGCUGGACGUUCACAGGCCUCGCAGGUGCUGCCCCGGGCAGGGAGAAGCCGGCGGCUGCCUGGACACCGGAGGAAGUGGCCGACUAUAUGGAGAAGAAGAUGACGGAAGGGCUAUUCCACAUUCUCUGCCCCGACAACGAGGUAACCGAAGAGAUGGACCGCAAGAGGAUGAUGUGGAGUGUCGGGGAUAUCGUCGAAGGUCGCCCACCCCUAAGUAGGUGGCGUGAUGACUACAAGGAUAAGGCACAGGCAUGGAUGGCCAAGCAGUAG